GCUAGGUGGCUCACUUUAGUUAGUCCCAGAAAGGCUACCACCUCAUGUUUGUUCUGUUCUACCUUUUUCCUUUUGUUUGAGGUGUAGUUUUUCGUUUGAGCAACGAAAAGCCAUGAUUAUGAUUUAUAUAAAAAUUGCGUACAGUGUAUUAUUUAUGAUGAGCUGUGUUAUAAACAAGAAAGGUGGUGCCGAUGCUUUGUGCUCGCUGCGAGGACCAGUAUUUCACUGCACGGACGGUACAGAGUGCAUCCCUGCUAGUUGGCGCUGUGACGGAGCCACUCAGUGCACUGACAAGUCCGAUGAAAUUGGAUGCAAUAAUUCGUAUCAGUUGGAAUGCGAGUCUACAGAAUUCCAGUGCCACGACAAUAGGAUGUGCAUUAACAAGCACUGGGUGUGCGAUGGCAUGAACGACUGUAUUGAUGGCUCUGAUGAACUCUCUGGCUGCCAGAAACUUUGCUCACAACAUGAGAAAUCCUGCAGAUCCCCAGGUACUGGAUGUGUGCCUGCAUCAAAGUGGUGCGACGGGAAGAAGGACUGCUACGAUGGAAGUGACGAAGACGAUUGUGAAAGUGUGGAAGAAACCUGCAUGAUUGAGAAAGACAUGUACACCUGCAGUACUGGAGAAUGCAUUCACCUGAGGAAAUUCUGUGAUGGAAAUGCUGACUGUGUCAACGGAACUGAUGAAGACGACCUAUGCCAAGCAAACAUGUGCAACACCACAACGUGUACGGGAGGCAAGUGCUGGAACACACCAGCUGGAGCUCUCUGCACAUGUCCACACGGCUUCACGAAGACCGAGUCAAACACGACCUCAACCUGCGUGGACAUCAACGAAUGUGAAGGCCAGUAUGGCCUUUGUAGUCAAGUGUGCGAAAACGUUCCCGGCACCUACCUUUGUAAAUGUACCUCUGGAUAUAUAUACAGCAAAACCGCAAACACUUGCGAAGCUGAAGGCCUUUAUCCGCUGCUCUUUUUCUCAACGAAAAAGGAGAUACGGGCAAUUUACCUCGAGAAAGCCGAAGCUGAAUACUUCUCCGUCUACAAGGGGGGCCACGCUAUAACAAGCGUAUCUUACGACAGCGUAGAUAGUAAAAUGUACUGGUUAGAUGGCUGCCAAGUGCGAUCGUGUUCUAUGGGAAACUGUGGCGAAUCUGUUGCGACGGUGAUUAGUAACGGAUUCGUCAGGCCGGAGAAGAUAGCAGUGGAUUCGUUGGCAAGACGACUCUACGUAAUCGACAGCAAUCUCAAAGAGAUCAUCGCCUGUGACCUGGAAGGCAUCAUCUGCACUAGUUUCGUCAAGGGCUUGUCGAAUCCGAAGGAUCUAGUGAUUAGUCCUUCCAUGGGAACCAUGUACUGGAUUGACUGGGGACAAGAACCAAAGAUAGAGAGAGCCGACAUGGAUGGCUCCAAUCGCAUCACCCUGUUUAGUUCUUCUCUAGGACACCCUAAUUCCCUUACACUGGACAGUGCGAUAAGCCGACUAUAUUGGACCGAGACUCAGUUACAGAAGGUUGAGACCUCUCGGCUUGAUGGAACUGACAGAAGAGAGGUCGACGUCACAUCCGUGGCACAUCCAUUCAGCAUCGCUGUGUUCCAAGACAAACUGUACUGGUCGGACUGGAUGAUGUGGACACUCAUGUCUGCAAACAAGUUCACCGGUAAUGAACAGCAUACGCUCCUGAAAGAACGCAACAUUCUACCCAUCGGCCUGCACAUAUACCAUUCUGUGCAGGAGCCAACCGGACGCAACCCAUGCCAAAGCGCCCGCUGCAGUCAUCUUUGCGUAUUAGCCGCGGAGGGAGGUCACACGUGCACCUGCCCUGCUGGUCACAAGCUUCACGCGAAUGGCAGAAUCUGCGUGGAGCGAUCCGACAUGCCAUACGUUCUCGUAUCGUCCUACGACAAGAUAACAAAGCUCUAUACCGAGUCGCUCGGUAAUGGGGAUCACACGCACCUACCAGUAGUCGGACUUCAAGAAGUGACCGCCCUUGCAGUGGACGAGAAAGAGCACACUCUCUACUACAGCGACGCCACACGUAAUGUGCUGAACGCGAUAGACCUCGACUCACUGGAGGAGAGAAACGUGGUUUCCACAGGCCUAGCGAUGAUCACGGAUAUGGCUUUAGACUUUGUUUCUAACAACAUGUAUUUGGCAGAUGCUGCGAGACAAUCUAUCGAUGUCAUGACGUUGGGAGAUAUUUAUCGAUUACGUCUCGUACAGAUGACCGCUCUAGAGAGACCCACUUCCAUCGUUGUUCAUCCGGCAGCAGGAACAAUGUUCUUCACGGCCUUGUGCAGCACCCACGGUCACAUUGACGUCAGCUUCAUGGAUGGUACCAACAUAAGACAGUUUAUCCGCGAAGAAACAACCGGCACUCCAGUCACCUUGGCAAUAGAUUACAUCACCGAUCGACUGCUUUGGUAUGACGCAAAAAGGGACCUCGUCGAAACGAUAUCACUUGACGGAACAGAGCGUAUGGUAAUGAUCAGAUCACAUGCUGUUAUUUCUAUGUCAGUGCUUUCAGGUGAAAUGUACUGGGUUGACAAACGCGAGAAAAGAGUUUACGUGACCGAAAUCCGCAAUAGCAUACUCGACGAAAGCACUUCUAAACUACUUCUAAGCACGGCUGACAACUACACAGAUAUCGCUGUUGUACAGCACAGAGAAAACACUGUGAGCAACGCGUGUUCGUCCGGCAAGGGCGGCUGCAGUCACUUUUGUUUACCGAUUCCGGGCGGCCGAACGUGUAAGUGCCCCGUCGGAUUCUCCGAAGGCGUCGACAACAAGACCUGCACGUCGGAAAAGGUCUGCGCAGACAGCGAGUGGACGUGCGACGAUGGCGCGUGCGUUCUGAAGCGGGACGUCUGCGACGGCACGCGCAACUGUCCGGACGGCUCCGACGAGAAGCCGACGACGUGCGCUCCGUGCGACGCGGGCAGCGUGCGCUGCGACAGCGGCCAGUGCAUCGACGCCCUCUACUGGUGCGACGCGAUGCGCGACUGCAGGGACGGCUCCGACGAGAACAACUGCACGUCUUGCGGCGGCGGAUACUUCCACUGCCCCGAGAACACCUGCCUGACGCAGAGUCGCGUCUGCAACGGCGAGCCGGACUGCCUCGACGGCUCGGACGAGACCGGCUGCAAAGCCGCGGAGCCCGUGUACUGCAACCCGGAAGCACAGUUCGAGUGCGCGUCCGGUCACCAGCGGUGCAUCCCGCACGAGUGGUACUGCGACGGCGAAGCCGACUGCAUAGACGCGUCCGACGAGCCGCCGAACUGCAACGCGAUCGCGGCGCAGUGCGCUGACGACGAGUUCCAGUGCCAGUCGAUGGAGUGCGUACGGUGGCAGGCGGUCUGCGACGGACGCAACGACUGCGGCGACGCGUCAGACGAGGACGAGUGGUGCCAGCACGCAUGCGGACUCGACAACUGGAACAACGGCGGCUGCAGCGACGUCUGCCAGCCGACACCGUUCGGCCCGCUCUGCCGAUGCUACCCGGGGCAGCGCAUGGGCGGCGACAAUCGCACGUGCCACGAUAUAGACGAGUGCGUCGAGGAGACGCACGAGUGCGAUCAGAUCUGCGUGAACGCGAAAGCGAGCUACGAGUGUCGCUGCGAGGAAGGCUUCCUCCUGCAGGCAGACGGACACACCUGCCGACCGCUGGAGACAAACGCCGUGUUGGUCUUCUCUCUCCAGCACGAGAUCCGCUCGCUGACCCUCCCCGUGAGAAAGUACGGCUCGGCGAAUCGCAUCUACCAGGCGGGCACGGGGCCGUCGAGCAUCUACGCGCUGAGCGGAGACGCCAAGUCCGGAAUGAUAUACUGGACGGACUUGUACAAGGAGACCGUUCAUUCGCUCACGCCCGGUAGCGACGCGGCGGUCGUGACCAGCGUGAUCGAGAUUCCGGCGAGCAUCGCCUACGACUGGGUGACCGGUAACCUUUACUGCGCCGACCAGGGAUCGUCGGAGAUCACUGUGUGUGGGAAACGCGGGAACAGUAGAAAGCCGGAUUCGUGCGUCAGCAUCAUCCAAUCGGACAUUGACAGACCGAGUAGCAUUGCACUGCAUCCACUGAAGGGUCUAAUGCUGUGGUCGGACAGCGGCACUAAUGCAAAGAUCGAGCGCGCUUCGAUGGACGGCCAGAACAGAGUCGUGAUAGUAAAAACUGACAUCGAACAACCGCUUUCCUUAACGAUAGACUUGUUCAACGAGCACGUGUACUGGGUUGACGCUAGUCUUGACUACGUAGGCAGCUCUGAUUUGAAUGGACUGUACAGGCGAACGGUACUUGGUAAGGAGUCGGGCUACUUGUACCACCCGCAGGGGUUGGCCAUGUUCGGAAGUUGGCUGUACAUCGCUGAACAGAAAGCUCUGCUAAAGUUGAACAAGCACAACGGCAGAAAUGUGACCGAGCUGCAGAAAUUCAAUCCCCGUACUCGCGACACCCCGCAGGCUCUGCUGGUGCUGCAUCCGAGCCUCCAGAAAGCCCGCGACAAUCCGUGCACGUCGUACCCAGGAGUCUUGUGUGCGCUUAGCCAACAGGGCCACACGUGUCUACACGAACGUGGGGCAGUGUACCAUAGCACUGGUCACCACGACGACGGAAAGACGAGUUCGGUCUGCGGCUGCCAAAAUGGUGGCACAUGCUCUACUGGCAUAUUCGGGGAGGGGUUUUGUGUCUGUACAGACAAUUAUCGUGGCACAUUGUGUGAGGAGGAGCUUAAGACAGCAUCUGGCAUGCUAUGGUUGAUCGGCGCAGUAUGCUUUGUCCUCGUUAUGAUAGCUGUGCUACUCGCGCUGUAUUACUACCGAAAGAGAAUAGGAAAGAAUCCGUUCCAGGCAGCUUUCAUCUACGAUUGGACUUCACUCAAGGAUGAGGGCCGAACAGAUACGGCUGCCUACACGAAUCCGUGCUUCGACCCAGAAGAAGUCAACAACAACCAUAACAAGUGUCUAAUGCGAGUUCCACUUACGGACAUACACUCGGAAGCUGAAGAGGCCUCUCCCGAUAACAAGGACUCAGAUUACUUGUUUGACGAUGACGACUCCGGAAUCCGAUGUAACAGCAUUAGCACCCUCAUCGGAAAGCCAAGCAGCAAAUUGUAACUGCUGCUGCCAUCUGGUGACCUAAAAUGUAAAUUAGCGAGUUUCUACGAGCUCAAACACCAGAUAGGGAUCAAAAACAGCCACUUUGUUUGAAGACUAAUGAGUGAGAUAAUUGCAACCAAAUCAUAUUGGUGAGGUGAUACUACCUACUAUAUUCUUGCACUGUAUCAUACAUUGCCUCUAUACUGAAAAUGGCUUUUUUUCGUUAAAUGACAAAUCUGUUCCAUCACACACAUUCUCAACUGUGUAUCAUUAUUUGUCUUUGAAAUAUAUAAAGUCUGAUAUAUACGAAUAUUAUGAAGAGCAACUAAGUGGGUAUGGAAUUUGUGUGGCGAGUGGAAUAUUGUUUCACCGGUCUUCGUUUUUGUUUGCGGUUUAUAUUUUAUAAUGCAUUGUUAAAACGACAACUAUAAACCAUAACCAUAAAAUGUUAUUUAAACGAUUUUCUAUCGUUGAAAAGUUUAUAUUUCAUUAUUAUUUAAAUAGGGUGAAAAUCACACGUUUUUGUUAAAUUUAAAUAAAGUUUCACAAUACUAUGUUGGAUC
Molecule: messenger RNA, 5652 nt
Organism: Priapulus caudatus
Lineage: Eukaryota; Metazoa; Priapulida; Priapulimorpha; Priapulimorphida; Priapulidae
Product: low-density lipoprotein receptor-related protein 2-like
Exons: 7
Coding region: 113-5107 (1664 amino acids)
Molecular function (GO): protein binding; calcium ion binding
Source: RefSeq, a predicted model, not a curated record